Molecule: messenger RNA, 1658 nt
Organism: Prosopis cineraria
Lineage: Eukaryota; Viridiplantae; Streptophyta; Magnoliopsida; Fabales; Fabaceae
Product: cytochrome P450 71D10-like
Exons: 2
Coding region: 32-1522 (496 amino acids)
Molecular function (GO): monooxygenase activity; iron ion binding; oxidoreductase activity, acting on paired donors, with incorporation or reduction of molecular oxygen
Source: RefSeq, a predicted model, not a curated record
CCCCCCGCCAUUUUCAUAGCUACAGAUCAUCAUGGAGAUUCAGUUCACAUACUCCAUCCUCUUCACUUUUUUGUGCUUCAUCUUUAUGAUACACAAGCUUUCAACUUCUAAGAAAUCCCUCAAAGCCCUACCCCCAGGACCAUGGAGACUACCUCUCAUAGGAAACCUUCAUCAGAUUGGAUCACUACCCCACCGAUCUCUUAGAGACCUUGCAACUAAGUUUGGACCCAUAAUGCACCUUCAACUGGGACAGAUGUCCCACUUUGUAGUCUCUUCACCAGAAGUGGCGAAAGAGGUUUUGAAAACCCACGACAUGAUCUUCGCCAACAGACCCAGAAUUUAUGCCGGCGAAAUCUUGGUUUAUAAUAGCACAGACAUAGCCCUCUCUCCUUAUGGAAACUAUUGGAGGCAGCUUCGAAAGAUUUGUACUUUAGAGCUUUUGUCUGCCAGGAGGGUCCAGACAUUUAGAAGAAUAAGGGAAGAGGCAAUUUCUACGUUAGUGAAGGAUAUUUCUAAACAUGUCGGUUCUGUCAUGAAUCUCUCCCAGAAACUCUACCCACUCACGAGUUCCAUAAUUGCUCAAGCAGCCUUUGGUCGAAAGACCGAAAACAUAGAAGAUUUUACGCCGACUAUAAUGUAUAUGAUAGAGCUUGCAGGUGGCUUUUCAAUCUAUGAUCUCUAUCCUUCGUUGGAAUUCCUUCGUGCGCUUAGUGGGAUGAAAGCUAAAGUCGAAAAAGCUCGUCAAGAUAUUGAUAGGAUGCUUAGCAAUAUCAUCAGCGACCACUUGGAAAAGAAGGAAGGCAAUAUGGGAGAAGCAGAGGAGGAUCUCGUUGAUGUUCUUCUCAGGAUUCAGGAGGAGAAUGACCUUGAAAUCCCCUUGACUCUCGACAACAUCAAAGCUGUCAUCCUGGACAUGUUUCUUGGUGGAACUGAAACAGCAGCAACAACAACAGAGUGGGCAAUGGCAGAAAUGGCAAAACACCCAGAGGUAAUGAAGAAGGCACGAGAAGAAGUAAGAAGAGUCUAUGGAAAAAAAGGAUACGUGGAUGAAUCAGAACUUCAUCAGUUGAAAUAUGUAACUGCAGUCAUUCUUGAAACUUUAAGGUUACACCCACCUCUCGUUUUGUUACUCCCAAGGGAGAACAGCGAGAUAUGUCAAAUCAACGGCUAUGAGGUACCUCCCAAGACAAAGGUUAUCAUCAAUAGUUGGGCCAUUGGAAGGCAUCCUGAGCAUUGGAAUGAAGCUGAGAAGUUUCGACCUGAGAGGUUUAUUGACAACUCAAUCGAUUUCAAAGGAACCAACUUUGAGUUUAUUCCAUUUGGCGCAGGAAGGAGGAUUUGUCCUGGCAUAUCGUUUGCUUUCCCAAUUUUAGAACUGAUGGCUGCAAAUCUGCUUUAUCAUUUUGAUUGGAAGCUUCCUGAUGAGCAAAAUCAUGAAGAGUUGGACAUGACUGAGCACUUUGGUGCUGUAGUAAGAAGGAAGAAUGACCUGUGUCUAGUUCCCAUUGCAUGUCACCCUUAGCUUUAUUAUCCAAGUUGAAUAAUAUAAUCACUCAGCACUCACGUGCACUCCUUGUUACACACACUUUCAAUUACCACUCCAGCAGUAAAAUAAACAACUGUUUUUAUAAUGUGACCAUUAUAUUAUAUUAAGGUGA